AUGGAGACCAGAAGGGACAAAUCCCCAAAGCAGAACCUCAUGGAAGAGGCCAUUCGGAUUCACAUGGAUGAGAGGCCCUUCUGCUGCCCAGACUGUGGGAUGGGCUUCAAGCACAGCUCCCACACCAUCAGGAACCAGCACAUCGACACGGGGGAGAGGCCUUACGAGUGUGGAGAAUCAGAGUAUUUCCUCCUGACCAUUAUGUCCUAUGACCGCCACGUGUCCAUCUGCAAACCCCUGCACUACGGGACCCUCCUGGGCAGCAGAGCUUGUGCCCACAUGGCAGCAGCUGCCUGGGCCAGUGCCUUUCUCAAUGCUCUCAUGCACACAGCCAAUACAUUUUCCCUGCCCCUGUGCCAUGGUAAUGCCUUGGGCCAGUUCUUCUGUGAAAUCCCACAGAUCCUCAAGCUCUCCUGCUCCAAAUCCUACCUCCGGGAACUUGGGCUCAUUGCAGUUAGUGUCUGUUUGGUAUUUGGUUGUUUUGUGUUCAUUGUUUUCUCCUAUGUGCAGAUCUUCAGGGCUGUGCUGAGGAUCCCCUCUGAGCAGGGACGGCACAAAGCCUUUUCCACCUGCCUCCCUCACCUGGCCGUGGUCUCCCUAUUCCUCAGCACUAGUACAUUUUAUUAUCUUAAGCCCCCCUCCAUGUCCUCCCCAUCCCUGGAUCUGGCCCUGUCAGUUCUGUACUCGGUGGUGCCUCCAACUGUCCAAUAA
Molecule: messenger RNA, 711 nt
Organism: Melospiza melodia melodia
Lineage: Eukaryota; Metazoa; Chordata; Aves; Passeriformes; Passerellidae
Product: olfactory receptor 14J1-like
Exons: 4
Coding region: 1-711 (236 amino acids)
Biological process (GO): G protein-coupled receptor signaling pathway
Cellular component (GO): membrane
Molecular function (GO): olfactory receptor activity; odorant binding
Source: RefSeq, a predicted model, not a curated record